AUGUUUAAAGAUCCAUUUGCUGGUCUCUUCAAAUACGUUGAUUCCUUAGGAUUUAAGCAGACUCCUGACUAUGAAUUAUGCAUUAAAAAAAUAGUUCAAGCUCUAGGAGAUGAUCAAAAUAUAGAUUGGAAAAUGGAUUGGUCUUUUGAUGGCUUAAAAUGGGAUCAGACUUAUCUUAGUAAAGCACACAUCUUCAAAUAAGUACUGACUAAGUAACCUCAAAAAAAGGAAGAUUUGAAUAGGAAUAGUAUAUAAGAAGGAGAGAAGGAAAUUAAAGAAGAAUAAAACAUUGAUAACUGUAGUAAAUAUUUUUCAGCCUAAGUCAAUUCAAAUGAGAAAGAAGUAUUAAACCAUAAUGGAAUGGCACCUAUACAUGAGAUAAAAUAAAAUUCAAUUUUAAUUAAACCCAAAUUCAAACAAAAGGCAGAAUUUAGUGAAUUAGAUAUCCUUCACUUGAAAAAACUUAGUUAAAUCAUUUAAAUUGAGCUAGGUAUAGACGAUUCAGAAUUUUUAGAGGAGGAUAUUGAUGAGGACUCAUAGGCUUUUGAAAGUCAAAUCUAGACAUUAUUUGAAUACGCUAAAUUAAACUAACAAAUUAAUGCAAAUGACAUUAGAAAAAUAUCAAAUUGA
Messenger RNA from Stylonychia lemnae, 630 nucleotides. NCBI's taxonomy places the organism in Eukaryota, Ciliophora, Spirotrichea, Sporadotrichida, Oxytrichidae. The record is from the annotation of a GenBank genome assembly.